AUGUGCAAAAUUAAUUUUUCGAUUUUAAUCCUAGCAUUAUUAUGUCUCGUAAAUAUCUCGAGUACCAAACACGUUUCAACGGACGGUUCAUGCGGUCCUGAUAAGGAUACCGUAUGCCCCGACGGCUUUUGCUGUUCUAGAUAUGGUUAUUGCGGUAAUACACCUGAUUUUUGUAAUCAAGGAUGCCAACAAGAUUUUGGUACCUGCAGCCCAAAUUCGACCCAAAACGUCUCAGCGGACGGUACAUGCGGUCCUGAUAAGAAUACCGUAUGCCCCAACGGCUAUUGCUGUUCUAAAUAUUGUUAUUGCGGUAAUACACCUGCUUUUUGUGAUAUAGAUCAAGGAUGCCAACCAGGUUAUGGUACCUGCGGUCAAAAUUCAACUGCCCAAAAUUCAACUGCACAAAAUUCGAGUGCCCAAAACCAAACCGUCUCAAUUAACGGUUCAUGCGGUCCUGCUACGAAUACCGUAUGCGCCGCCGGCUAUUGUUGUUCUAAAUAUGGUUAUUGUGGUAAUACAACUG
Molecule: messenger RNA, 523 nt
Organism: Dentiscutata erythropus
Lineage: Eukaryota; Fungi; Glomeromycota; Glomeromycetes; Diversisporales; Gigasporaceae
Source: the annotation of a GenBank genome assembly